AUAUUAAAUAAAUCCCUUUACUCCAAAUUGACCAUUUGCACACCACACUCAAAUUAUAAAUAAAUAGAUAAAUAAAUAAAAUAAAUAAAUAAAGUUUAUCUUCUUCUUCUUGUUGUUGCAUUGUUAAAUCUUUGUUCUUUCUCUGUAUAUUGAUUCAUUAUUCAUCAACAUAUAUCAGAAUUCAAAUAUGGCCAAAAUGAGUUUCUUGUAUCUACCUCUUGUCUUCUCCUUUCUCUCUCUAUUCAUAAUCACAGUUAACUCAAUCAGCCCCAUCGAUUUCGCCGCCCUCCGCCAGAUCAGAAACUCCCUCACCGACAUUCCCUCCUCCUCCUCCGCCGCCGCUCGCUUCUUCUCCUCCUGGAACUUCUCCUCCUCCGCCGCCGACCCCUGCUCCUCCUUCGCCGGCGUCACCUGCUCCCCCACCACCUCCCGCGUCACCAUUCUCACCCUCGGCACUGGCCUCUCCGACGCCCCCGGCCUCGCCGGAACCCUCUCCCCCGCCGUUUCCCACCUCACCGAGCUCACCCAGCUCAUCCUCUUCGCCGGCAUUGUCACCGGACCCAUUCCCCCUCAGCUCUCCUACCUCCACAACCUCAGAGUCAUCUCCCUCACCAACAACCGCUUCACCGGCGAUAUCCCCGCCGGCAUUUUCUCCUUGCCGAAUCUCCACACCCUCGACCUCAGCCGCAACCACCUCUCCGGCGAACUCCCCCCCGCCAUGCCCGCUCUCAAUAACCUCAAAGUCCUCGUUUUAGCCAACAACAAACUCUCCGGCGAACUCCCCCGCCUCUUCCCGGACCACCUCCUCCAUCUCGAUCUCAGCAGAAACUUCCUCUCCGGCACUCUGCCGCCGCACAUGCCGCCGGCGCUCCGCUACCUGUCGGUGGCGAACAACCGCAUGUGGGGCGGAAUCGAUAACAACGGCGGCCUGGAAUCUCUCUCCGAGCUGGCGUACCUGGACCUGAGCGCCAACCAAUUCAGUGGGCCCAUACCGGAGUAUCUAUUCCGGCGGCCAAGCAUCAGCAUCACAUCAAUUCUCCUCCAACGGAACAAUUUUACAGGAGGGGUCCCACAAUCGCCGUCGUCGGCGGUGGGGUCCACGGUGGAUCUUAGCCACAAUUUCCUGACAGGGGAAUUGACCACCGCGCUGGUCGGAGUGGAGGCGUUGUUCCUGAACAACAACCACCUCAGCGGCGGGGUGCCGGAGGAGUACGUGGAGAGCGUGGAGGCGGGGACCAUGAAAACAUUGUACCUACAGCAUAAUUACAUUACGGGAUUCCCGAUGGAGGUGGGGUCUGUACUCCCGGACACGGCGGCUGUUUGCGUCUCCUACAAUUGUAUGUCCGCGCCGCCGCUUGGGAUGGCGGCGUGCCCCGCCAGCGCCGGAGUCCAGCUCUCCAGACCGGCGGCUCAGUGCUCCGCAUUCCGCAACAACAGUAGUAGCAUCUCCACUUCUUGGGAUUGAUGAUUCAUUUCAAAUUCAAUUGCCACUAUACUUUUUUUUUUUUUUUUUUUAAUUUUAAUUUUAUAAAUUUGUUGUUGACUCCUUUUUUAUUUUUUAUUUAUUUUUGUGAAAUUGUUAAUCGGGCAAGAUUAUAAUUGAGUUGUAACGGGAUGAAACAUAGGAUUUUUAAUGUGUUAAAGUUGUAUAGAAUAGAGGGCAUUGAGUUUUUUCCCUGUGUUUUAUUUUUUGUGUUGCAGAAAAUAAGGGCAAAUUACGAAAAUCUCCUCGUAUUUGAGUGAUUAAAGUCA
Erythranthe guttata (spotted monkey flower) is the source of this 1752-nucleotide messenger RNA. RefSeq names its product Leucine-rich repeat (LRR) family protein. NCBI's taxonomy places the organism in Eukaryota, Viridiplantae, Streptophyta, Magnoliopsida, Lamiales, Phrymaceae. The record is from RefSeq and is a predicted model, not a curated record. Gene Ontology annotation, molecular function: protein binding.